CAGCAGACCACAUUUUCACGUAUAUACUCGAUUGGCUCACUCACCGACGAUCUUUAGUUCGACUGUUCAAAGUAAAAUCAAAAUUAAUAAUCACAAAAUGAUCAAGUUUUUAGCAGCGGUUGUUUGCUGUGCUGUUCUGUUGCCGAUUAUUUCGACUCGAGCGGCGCUGAUCAAAUACACUCUUAAAUACGACAACAUAGACCUCGACGAAAUCUUGAACAAUGAUCGUUUGAUCACUAAUUACUUUAAGUGUCUAGUGGACGAGGGGAAAUGUACACAAGAAGGCGAAGAACUCAAAAAGUGGCUUCCGGAUGCAAUAGAAACUAAAUGUGAAGGUUGUUCAGAAAAACAAAAGCAAGGCGCCGAAAAAGUCAUUAAAUUUUUAAUCCAAAAGAGAAGUGAUAUUUGGAAACAACUCGAAGAAAAAUACGAUCCUCAAGGAACAUACAGACAGCGUUACUCGAAAUUAUUGGAGACUAUGAAGAAUUAAGCUUGAAUAAAAAUUACUUAGAAAAAAUCAUCACAAAUUUAUUGUAGUUUAUUUUAUUAUAUUAAAAUGUUAGGGUAAAA
This is a messenger RNA of Sipha flava (yellow sugarcane aphid), 570 nucleotides long. Its product is annotated as ejaculatory bulb-specific protein 3-like. Lineage: Eukaryota; Metazoa; Arthropoda; Insecta; Hemiptera; Aphididae. The coding region runs from base 98 to 490 and encodes 130 amino acids. The transcript is spliced from 2 exons. The record is from RefSeq and is a predicted model, not a curated record.